GAAUCUUCACUGGUCUCCACACACGUGUACGGUUGAUAUUCUAUCACACUGGGACUACGAAGCUUCCUCCUUCUGUUCGGUAUCUCUACCGUUGAAUUCUUUUCUGUACUUCUCGCCUUCCUUCUUGUCUUCAAGUGAGCAACAUGGGUACGAGACUCAAACUUUUUAUAGCCGUUCUCUUCAUUUGCUUCUUUAUGUUUCCAAUGGUCUUUUGUGCAUCCAAUGAUGGGAAGGUUAGAAUUGGACUUAAAAGGAGGAAGUUUGGCCAGAACAACCGAGUUGCUAGCAAGAUUGCAACCAAGGAAGGAAUUUCUUUGAAAAAUUCUGUUGAGAAAUAUCAACCUAGUGCAAAUUUGGGAGAUUCGGAUGAUUUUGAUAUUGUUGGAUUGAAGAAUUACUUGAAUGCUCAGUAUUUUGGUGAGAUUGGUAUUGGUACUCCCCCUCAAAAGUUUGCUGUUAUUUUUGACACUGGUAGUUCAAAUUUGUGGGUUCCAUCAUCUAAGUGCUUCUCUGUGGCUUGUCUACUCCAUUCCAAGUACAAGUCAAAGCGAUCGAGUACUUAUAAAAAGAAUGGUAAAUCUGCUUCAAUCAAAUAUGGGACUGGUGCUAUUUCUGGCUACUUUAGUGAAGACAAUGUUAAAGUUGGCGACCUAAUAGUUAAAAAACAGGAUUUUAUCGAGGCAACUAGGGAACCCAGCCUCACGUUUGUACUCGCCCAAUUUGAUGGCAUAUUAGGACUUGGCUUUAAAGAGAUCUCAGUUGGAGAUGCAGUGCCUGUAUGGUACAACAUGGUUGAUCAAAACCUUGUAAAGGAACCUGUUUUCUCUUUUUGGUUUAAUCGGAAUGCAGAUGAGGAACAAGGUGGUGAAAUCGUAUUUGGUGGUGUGGAUCCUGAUCACUACAAGGGGGAACAUACAUAUGUUCCAGUUACUAAAAAGGGAUAUUGGCAGUUUGAUAUGGGUGACGUCCUGAUCAAUGGCAGUACAACUGGAUUUUGUUCUGGUGGUUGCUCAGCGAUUGCGGAUUCAGGAACUUCGUUAUUGGCUGGUCCAACGACUAUUAUUACUCAAGUUAAUCAUGCCAUUGGGGCCUCCGGGGUUGUAAGUGAGGAAUGCAAGGCUGUCGUUGCCGAAUAUGGAGAAACCAUCAUUAAAAUGCUGUUAGCAAAGGAUCAACCAAAGAAAAUCUGCUCUACGCUUGGCCUGUGUGCUUUUGAUGGGGAGCGAGGUGUAAGUAUGGGCAUUGAGAGCGUUGUCGAUAACACCACCCAGAAAUCUUCAAAUGGUUUACGUGAUGUUAUGUGCAACGCAUGUGAGAUGGCAGUUGUAUGGGCACAAAGCCAGCUGAAGGAGGAGAAAACCCAAGACCAGAUUCUCAAUUAUAUAGAUGGGCUCUGCGAGAAGUUGCCUAGUCCAAUGGGAGAAUCAGUAAUUGAUUGUGAUUCCUUGUCUACUUUGCCUAGCAUUUCAUUCACUAUUGGCGGAAAGGUCUUUGAGCUCAAGCCGGAGCAGUACGUGCUCAAAGUCACCGAGGGACCUGUAACUGAAUGCAUCAGUGGAUUUGCCGCUUUGGACGUUCCCCCUCCACGAGGACCCCUCUGGAUCUUGGGGGAUGUUUUCAUGGGUUCCUACCAUACAGUAUUUGACUAUGGAAACUCGAGAGUUGGGUUUGCAGAAGCUGCUUAAAAUUUCAACUUGCUUUGUUUCUUCAAGUUGGUCAAUUUCCACGACUCUCUAUUGUUUCUUGAAGUUGUUUAUGUAAAUAUGUAUCUAUAUUUAGCAUCGACACUUUCUGUAUACUAAAAAAAAAGGGACCGUUAGGAUAUUUGGGACUCAUUAAAAGGUUGGGAUUUACAUGCCGCCAUCCAUUUUAGGGUAAACUGGACUUACAGUAAGCUUAUUGAUAAUGUUUCAAGUCUUGCGCUCUUCUUUGAGUUUACAAACACCUUGUGGCCAGACUGCAAAAGCGAAUCAGGAAGCUGAAGGUUUAAUGUGGCCCAAGACCAAGAAUAAAUUUCCCAAAAAUCCAAAUACAA
Messenger RNA from Cucumis sativus (cucumber), 2035 nucleotides. Its product is annotated as aspartic proteinase A1. Bases 144 to 1685 code for a protein of 513 amino acids. Gene Ontology annotation, biological process: lipid metabolic process; proteolysis. Lineage: Eukaryota; Viridiplantae; Streptophyta; Magnoliopsida; Cucurbitales; Cucurbitaceae. The transcript is spliced from 14 exons. The record is from RefSeq and is a predicted model, not a curated record. Gene Ontology annotation, molecular function: aspartic-type endopeptidase activity.